AACAAAUGACUGAGUCGCCACCCCCAGCUUCUCCAGUAUCAUCCAACGGGAACGAUGAGGAAAUUGUAGACGACAGAACUCCAAGAGCUUCUGAAGUUUUUUCCCUGCCAGCUGGUCGUCAGGCUAGAGCUUUAUAUAACUUUGAGGGUGAAACUGUUCAAGAAUUGUCUUUUAAAGCUGGUGACGUGCUUAAUGUUUUAAAAGAACGCCUUGCUGAAGGAUGGUCGUUGGCUGAAAAGGAUGGUAAAACAGGACUUGUUCCUGAUGCUUAUAUAACAGUAAAUUCCAUGGAUUCAUCUACAGUAUUGUCAUCUAAUGGUCCUCGUAGCAGUACUAUGUUGGGCAGAAGACAAUUAAAUCGAUUUAGCUGGUUUGUCACUACGGGUGUUGAGGAAUUUAUUUUAAAUGGCGGAGAGCCGCUAAUAGAUAAUAAUAGUCCUGUCCAUAGCGGUCCAAGUUGGCAAGAGAAAGCACCUAUUUUCAAAGUUUUAAUUCAUCAUCCAGAGAAGCGCGUAAAACUCGGUGGUGUAUCCGAGUACACAAUAUUUCAUGUCACAUCAUCGUUUGCGAACGGUGUUCAAGUUACUGUUGAAAGGAGAUUCAGUCACUUUGAGUGGUUAUAUAACUGUUUAUCUUCUAAAUUCGGUGCGCUUAUUCUUCCACCCCUACCAGAAAAACAAUAUUCCGGACGUUUCAACGAGGGAUUUAUAGAAAAACGUCGUCGUGCGUUGGAGCGAUUUAUCAAUCGUUUGGCUCGUCACCCUGUUAUUCGAUAUUCAGAUUUAUUAACACAUUUCUUAAGUUGUGAAGACGAAUCGGAAUGGCGUAAGCGUGAAAAACAAUUUGAAGCUGAGAGAAUUGUUGGUAACACUUUUUUUCAACACGUUUAUCAUCCUGAAUUUAAUGUGGACGAUGGUGAUAUUGAAACAAUGGAACGGUUUGAAGCGCAUGCACGUGCCAUGGAAAAAUUAAUGCCUUGGAUAAACGAGGCUUCACAAGCACACAAAGAUUCUAUUUAUGAAAUGCAACGCCAAUAUCGCAGAGUGAGCUUUGCUUUGUUAAGGCUCAUCACGGGUCAUAAUGCUGAUGAUGGAUUUGAAUCUACAAACGAGGAUGGUGCCUGGUGUUGGAGGGAUGGGUGUCACGCUUGCCUUAGUCUUACAAAGGCACUCCAAUCCACUGCAAAAGAAACAGUCGUUCCAUGGAUCGAAAGUUUAAGAGAAUACAGUUAUCCAUCUAGUAAUUGCGAGGCUUUAGUAGAUAUGCAUAUGGGUGCUUACAAAAAGUUCAAAGAUGUGUCGGAAGAAAAUGAAAGUUUACACCACUUAGGGGACAUAGAUGGUGAAACAAUUCGUUCUCGAUGUGACACAGUAUUCAAUGUCACUCUUGCAGAAGUGGACCGAAUUCAUGAAGAGCGUGUUCAAGAUUUCCAGGAAAAUACAAAACAGUAUUUGGAUGGACAAAUUGAAUAUUAUGAGAAGAUACUUGAAGAGCUUCGCCAAGCUCGAUCUGCCUUUGAUGAACCUCAUUAUACUGCCCUCUCACAAUCUGCUCGAACUCCUAGUCAAUAUGAGACAAUGAUCGACGAUCAACGACCAGUAUUAUCGCGCCCAGUUUCCGUAAAUACAGUCAGUUCCGUAUCUGAU
Messenger RNA from Funneliformis mosseae, 1646 nucleotides. Lineage: Eukaryota; Fungi; Glomeromycota; Glomeromycetes; Glomerales; Glomeraceae. The record is from the annotation of a GenBank genome assembly.